UGAGUCAAACUCUUAUGAAACAAAGUAGCGCAGCAGCAGGUAAACGGACCCAGACUCCACCGGCUCUCAGCGCGCUCUGCUCGGCUACAGCCCGAAGAAAUGCGUCUUUCUUUGGGUUGGACAUAGAUAUCAGCCCCGGGGAGCCAGCACCAGAAUAAAAAUGGCCCCAAACUCCAUCCACUGGUUCCGUAAAGGCCUCCGUCUUCAUGACAACCCGGCGCUGCUGCAGGCGGUUCGGGGGGCGGGCACGGUUCGCUGCGUCUACUUCCUGGACCCGUGGUUUGCCGGCUCGUCCAACGUCGGCGUCAACAGGUGGAGGUUUCUUCUUCAGUGUCUGGAGGAUCUUGACGCCAACCUACGAAAACUCAACUCCCGCCUUUUUGUCAUCAGGGGCCAACCAGCCAAUGUGUUCCCACGCCUCUUCAAGGAGUGGAAGAUCUCUCGUCUGACCUUUGAAUAUGACUCGGAGCCUUUUGGGAAAGAGAGAGACGCUGCCAUUAAGAAGCUGGCCAUGGAGGCCGGAGUGGAGGUCACCGUCAAGACUUCACACACACUCUACGACCUGGACAAGAUCAUCGAGCUGAACGGUGGUCAGCCUCCUCUCACCUACAAGCGUUUCCAGACUCUGAUCAGCCGUCUGGAUCCUCCAGAGAUGCCCGUUGAGACGCUGUCGGACGCUCUGAUGGGUCGCUGCGUCACCCCCAUCUCUGAUGACCACGGAGACAAGUACGGCGUCCCGUCCCUGGAGGAGCUGGGCUUUGACACAGAGGGCCUGCCCACCGCCGUGUGGCCCGGAGGAGAGACCGAGGCUCUGACAAGGAUAGAGCGCCAUCUGGAGAGAAAGGCGUGGGUGGCGAACUUCGAGCGACCCAGAAUGAACGCCAACUCCCUGCUGGCGAGCCCGACCGGCCUCAGCCCGUACCUGCGCUUCGGCUGCCUCUCCUGCCGCCUUUUCUACUUCAAGCUCACCGACCUCUACCGCAAGGUGAAGAAGAACAGCUCCCCGCCCCUCUCCCUGUACGGACAGCUGCUUUGGCGGGAGUUCUUCUACACCACGGCCACCAACAACCCGCGCUUCGACAAGAUGGAGGGGAACCCCAUCUGCGUCCGCAUCCCCUGGGACAAGAACCCCGAAGCGCUGGCCAAGUGGGCCGAGGCCAAGACGGGUUUCCCCUGGAUAGACGCCAUCAUGACCCAACUGAGACAGGAGGGCUGGAUCCACCACCUGGCCCGGCACGCUGUGGCCUGCUUCCUAACCAGGGGCGACCUGUGGAUCAGCUGGGAGGAGGGCAUGAAGGUGUUUGAGGAGCUUCUUCUCGAUGCAGACUGGAGCGUGAAUGCGGGCAGCUGGAUGUGGCUGUCCUGCAGUUCAUUUUUCCAGCAGUUUUUCCAUUGCUACUGCCCCGUGGGCUUCGGCAGGCGCACCGACCCCAACGGGGACUUCAUAAGACGAUACUUACCUGUCCUCCGAGGUUUCCCUGCUAAGUACAUCUACGACCCGUGGAACGCUCCGGAGUCCGUGCAGGCCGCCGCCAAGUGCAUCAUCGGCGUGCAAUACCCCAAGCCCAUGGUGCACCACGCAGAGGCGAGCCGGCUCAACAUCGAGAGGAUGAAGCAGAUCUACCAGCAGCUCAGCCGAUACCGGGGACUGGGCCUGCUGGCGUCAGUGCCGUCCACCAAUGGGAACGGGAGCGGAGGGAUGAUGGCGUACUCUCCCGGAGAGCAGCAGCCAGGGACCAACAACAACAACUCACACUUGCCUGCAGCACCGGCGGGCUCGGUUGCCAUGGGUAAUGGCAGUGGCAGCAUCCUGCUCAACUUUCACAAUGAAGAAGACAUGCGGCCAAGUGGCGGACAGCAGCGACUGCAGCCGCACCCACAACAACAACAACAACAGCAGCAGCAGCAACAAUCUCAGCAGCAGCAGGAGCAGCAGCAUGGAUACCACUCAGUGCCAGACGCCAGCCAGCCCGUCACCAGCAGCCACCUCUACCAUGAGUUCGCUGUGCCUCAACACCCGGCGCUCCUCCUGCACGGCAGAGGAAGCCUCACAGGGAAGCGGGAGCGUGAGUCGGAACGAGACGGCUCGGCAGAGAAGGAUCCGGCGUCCUGCUCAGUGCACAAGAUGCAGCGGCAGAGUGCAGAGACGUCCUAGAGCCGUGGCGAGGAGUCCCGACCACCAUGAGUCACCGUCCGUCCGGCGGAAAGAGGAACUCCCCUCCACCUGGCCUCCACCCGCCGGCUCCUCCUCAAACACCAUAAACUGCAUCUAAAGUGCUCUCUGUUCCUCUGUUCCUACAGGCAGAGGGGGUAAACAUGAAGGUGAAAAUGUGAUUUAUUUUUUUUCUAGAAGGGCUUUAACGUCAAACAGUCCGAUGACCUCUGACCUUUUGCGUGUGUAAAAAGAAACAAAAACGCCUCAAACUUUGCAGAUUAUUUAUAAUAAAAAGAAGAGAAAAAAAACUACAUUAUUGUCUUAAAAGUGCUGCCAGCAGCCAGUAAAUACUGUGUAAACUCUGAAGCAGCUAUAAAUGUAAGUGAUGGAAUGUUUGUUCAUGUUUUUAAGCUGCACACACAUUAAUUCAUUAAUCACUAUGGUAACCAACUUCUGUACAGCUCCAGUGUUGCAUCACACAUGCAGUCACAAUAUUUUCUCUCACAAAUGUAUAAACGCUGUUCAUGCUGAUAUUUAAUGUUUAUGUUUCUCAAGCUUGUAAAUAUGCGAAUUUGCUAUUUUAUUUUAUAUUAUUUGCUGACCAUCCACAAAUGAAGGAUGUGUUCCUCAUCUUUAAACUACAUUUUAACUAAACAAAAACAUUGUAAAGAACUCAUUCUGUCCCCGGGUGCUCAGUUAACCACAGAACAGUUAUUAAAGAACCACCCGUCUCUGAUGUUGCUUCAUCACACUUCUUUAUAUAAUGAAAAAUGAUGAAGUCCUUGUGUGCAGUAACUUUUUUUCAGGGUCAUUUUUGAGAAUAUUAAUCAUAGAAAAAUGUGUUUCUGUCUCACAUGUAAGUGCACAGCUCUCCCUGCAGUGAGUGACUACAUAAAGCACACAGAGAUCUAAUGAGUAAUGCGCCGCUGCCUGCAGGUUAUUAGCAUCAUGGUGUUGGUAGCUGACGAGUAUCUGACAGUGCGUGCAUCUCAGAGACAUCAAAGAUUACCAACUGGUUUCUUUCUUUUUUUUGGUGUUUAAAACAUGUUUACAGUGUUAGAUGGCUGUAAAACUGCCUUUAGAGUGUGGCAUUAUGGGUAACAGAGUGCUGGUGUAGCUGUUUUUGUAGUUCUAAUGUGUUGAGAGGUCAUCAGAGGCAGACAUGUAGCUGAACACAACAACUGAAACAUAAAACACAAGAAGAUCUCUGCUCAUGAACAUCAGUGAAACAUGAGCUGGCUCUGUUCUGUCUGUUUAUUGAGAAUUAUAGUUAUAGCUUCUGACUGUCAAAGUCUGUAUAAAUCUUUCUGCUGUGUUUUUCGCCCUUCAGUUAGUCAGUCGUCACAUUUUCACCUCUCUGUUACCUCUCGCGGGUAAAAACACUCUGCCUGUAGAGGAGAAACAUCUCUGUUGGAAAUAUUUGCUGUGCAACAUGUUCAAAAACCAAAAAACAAAAAAAAACUCAAUGCGGUUAAUUUUUUUUGCAAGAGGAUGUGGAAGUCUGUCGGACGGCGUGAGGACGGAGGCGGACGGCUGCAAACUCCUCUCAACAGUGUCACAUUUUUCUAAGAUUUCAUAUAAAACCAAAAACUUGCUGAACAAAAAAGGAAGGAAAAAAACUCAGUCGAGACACUAAAAGACGUGAGGCAUCUGAUCUGACUGAGUCCGAGUCUGUCUGCAGGACAGAAACCAACAUUCCUCAGAAACAGUGAAGCCUCCUGAUGCUGCAGGACUCUCUGCUGCAUAGGAAGCUCAGCAUCACACACCGCUUCCUGCAGCAACUCUGCGACCUGGAUAUGUUUGAAAUUGGCCACAUCUAUAGAGACGGGCCGCACAGUGUCUGCUGCAGCAGCGUGUGAGAGGACGCUCUGACAGCAGGGAGACUUUAAGCUGGUGUCUGAAUUAAAUUCCACCCUCCACAAUCACCUUUUACUGCUGGUGAGAAGAAAGCAGGCGAACAGAACCAGAGAAUGUAUGAUUCCCCUGUAAAUUACACCCAGCAGCCUCUAUAGCUGAUGUUAAAACACACACACACACACACGCAAAACGUCAAGUAAAUUUCACAGAUAAAAAUGCUGCAAUUUCUCAAAUUAACAGCAAUCGUGAUUAUUUUUCAACAGUCUGACACUUGCAGAGAGCUUUUAUUGUGGAAUCAAAGAGGAAGUGAUGUCUGUUUAAAAAAACAAUGAUGCAACAGCUGUAGAAAUAAAAUGUCAAGAUAUAUUGGGAGUGGAUAAGAAUACAAUAUAAAACUUUUACGAUAAUAAAUAAAGUAUCUGUCUUGUAAAAAAGGCAGAUGCACACACACAAACACACUAAACAUCAAGUACUUUUCACAGAUAAAUAAGCUACAAUUUCUCAAAUUAAAAUCAAUUCCUCAUUGUUUUUCAACAGUCUUCCACUGUGAAAUCAAACAGGAAGUGAUGACUGUUAAAAAAAACUGAUGCAACAGCUGCAGAAAUAAAAUAUCAGGAUAUCUUCGGAGUAGAUAAAAAUUCAGGAAUUAACUUUUACAAUAAUAAAGUAUCGUAUUGAAGACAGACAGACACACACACACACACACAUACACAGAGCCUUGUCAGCUUUUGGACAGAGUAAAGAGAAGUCUGUUGUCUACCCUGUUGUUCCCAUCAGACACCUUUCUCCUCAUUACACUUCUACAAUGGUUUCUGAUGAAAAACAUCACGAAACACAUAAAGUGACGAAUCAAAAACUCUGGUUGAUGAAAUAAAUAUUUCACCAAAAAUAGCCUUCAGUUAAAGCGACGAUAAAGAACUUUAACAGUGCUGAUUCUGGCGCCCUCUGUGGUCACACACGUUAGUUUCUGCUCAUGAGCAUUUGUUUAGGAAGCGUGAAAGGAGGAUUUUUUUUUAGCAUGAUUUCCCUUUGUUUUAACUGCUGUUUGCAGGAUGCACAUUGAUGACUUAUGGAUCUGUUUGUUGUACAACUUAAAGAGGAACUUUUGUUUCAGCCACAAACGUAAAUUCAUAUAGUGAUAGAGAAAAAAACAUAUUUUUUCUAUUUCUUAAAUAUAAUAAACAUUAGAGGUGUGAAUCACAAUAUGAUUUUAUCCUGAUACUUGAGUCACGAUAUGAUAAUUUUGCAAUUGUAAGCAUUGUGUCAUAUGGUGAGUAUUGAUACAAUAUAUUGUGAUUUAACUGUUUAACUGCAUUUUGUGUCACAAAAUUACAUUCAAUCCAGAAUUGUUUUGUCCAAUCAGAGAAAAUUCUCAGUGUAUUCAUCUCACUUCAGUCUUUUUAUUUGUCCACAAUGAGAGUCAAACCCACAGACUGACCAACAAAGUAUUCAGUCGAACUGAACUGAACUGAUAUCAAACAUGUAUGGAUGACAACAACUGCAGCAUUUUACCAAACUUUCAAAAACAAAAAGCUUCACUGCUAAAAAUGUUUUGCAGUGGUAUUACCACAAUUUCCUGACACGAUAUCCUGACACACAUGGUGCCUAUAGAUUCCUUAGAUCUUCUAGUUUCAUAUGAUACCAGGAUCUACAGGAUAUUCCUAAAAGUGAGCCUGGUAAAUAUCGAUACUUGGCACCAUGAAUCGAUAGAAUAUU
Centropristis striata (black sea bass) is the source of this 5728-nucleotide messenger RNA. RefSeq names its product cryptochrome circadian regulator 3a (gene cry3a). Gene Ontology annotation, biological process: negative regulation of DNA-templated transcription; circadian regulation of gene expression; entrainment of circadian clock by photoperiod. The record is from RefSeq and is a predicted model, not a curated record. The transcript is spliced from 15 exons. NCBI's taxonomy places the organism in Eukaryota, Metazoa, Chordata, Actinopteri, Perciformes, Serranidae. Gene Ontology annotation, molecular function: DNA binding; FAD binding. Gene Ontology annotation, cellular component: cytoplasm; nucleus. The coding region runs from base 161 to 2155 and encodes 664 amino acids.